AUGACGACCGCCUUUCCGCAAGCGAACACUUUAUUCAUCAGAAUCUGGAAUUUUCUGAGCUUCCGUUUCCGAACCCAAAACCCUUCAAAAAACCCUCCAUUCCCAUCCCUUUCUACUGUUCGAUCAGCUGCCGGAGAGAAAAUGGUCGACAAGAAGCGGAAGAGAGGCCGCAAGAACAGCAUAUCCGCCACAGAUGAGACGCUGGAAAUCCUAGAUCACCAGCACCCCGCCACCUCUCCCUCCAGCGCCAGUAACCCUGGCAUUUCUGUGCCAGCUGCCGCGGCGGAGCCCCCUGUGAAUUCCCGCGCCUCUGCCUCCCGAAACCGCGGCCGGAAGAAGCCAAGGGGCAGCUCCCCGGAGAGGCGGAGCUCCCGCCUCGCCGAGCUGAACGGGGACUGCUCCGCGCCCGUGACGGCCGACGAUGAUGAGCGGGUGGAGCCGCCGCCUCCGCCAAUGCCGAACUGGGAGACCGUGGCGAGGGUGGUUCCCGCCAUGGACGCUGUGGUGAAGGUGUUCUGCGUCCACACGGAGCCCAACUUCUCUCUCCCGUGGCAGCGGAAGAGGCAGUAUAGCAGCAGCAGCAGCGGGUUUAUAAUAGGCGGGAGGAGAGUGCUUACUAAUGCUCAUUCGGUUGAGCACCAUACUCAGGUGAAGGUCAAGAAGCGCGGCUCCGAUACGAAGUACUUGGCCACCGUGCUUGCCAUUGGGACCGAGUGCGACAUCGCAAUGCUAACAGUCAGCAGUGAUGAGUUCUGGGAAGGUUUGACUCCUGUGGAAUUUGGAGAGCUUCCUGCUCUCCAAGACGCUGUGACCGUCGUAGGCUACCCAAUUGGCGGCGACACGAUCUCUGUCACGAGUGGUGUUGUCUCGCGUAUGGAGAUACUAUCCUACGCUCAUGGGUCGACUGAACUGUUGGGAGUGCAGAUAGAUGCCGCUAUUAAUUCAGGAAAUUCAGGUGGUCCUGCAUUUAAUGAUAAGGGAAAGUCUGUGGGGAUCGCAUUUCAGUCUCUUAAACACGAAGAUGUUGAGAAUAUUGGUUAUAUCAUACCAACUCCAGUCAUUAUGCAUUUCAUUCAUGACUAUGAAAAGAACGGAGAAUACACAGGGUUUCCCAUUCUUGGAGUUGAGUGGCAGAAGAUGGAAAAUCCUGACUUGCGGAAUUCAGUAGGGAUGGGCCCUGACCAGAAAGGUGUGCGUAUAAGGAGAAUUGAACCAACGGCUCCGGAAUCUAAUGUUCUAAAGCCAUCAGAUGUAAUUCUUAGUUUUGAUGGUGUCAAUAUAGCCAAUGAUGGAACAGUCCCUUUUAGACACGGAGAGCGUAUAGGAUUCAGCUAUCUGGUAUCCCAAAAGUAUACAGGGGACAAAGCUCUAGUUAAAGUUCUCCGAAAUUCGGAAAUUCUUGAGUACAACAUCAAGCUUGCGACUCACAAGCGGCUUAUCCCUGCACAUAUCAAAGGAAAACCCCCUUCGUAUUAUAUAAUUGCUGGUUUUGUUUUUAGUGCUGUGUCAGUGCCAUACUUGCGAUCAGAGUACGGAAAGGAUUACGAAUUUGAUGCUCCUGUCAAGCUAUUGGACAAACUUCUCCAUGCAAUGGCAGAAUCUGUGGACGAGCAGCUUGUUGUUGUGUCUCAGGUGCUUGUGGCAGAUGUGAAUAUCGGAUAUGAGGACAUUGUUAACACACAGGUCCUUGCAUUCAACGGCAAGCCUGUGAAGAACUUGAAGAGGUUAGCAGAUAUGGUGGAGAGCUGUGAAGAUGAGUAUCUGCAGUUUGACCUUGAUUACCAACAGAUAGUCGUUCUAAAGACCAAAACUGCCAAAGUAGCGACUCCAGAAAUUCUCACCACCCAUUGUAUACCGUCUGCGAUGUCUGAUGAUCUUAGAACUUAGAAAAAAAUUGCAGUAGCUACUCUCAUACUCAGCCGUAUGCUCAAUGUGGAACCCAUCUAAAGCUGAAGAGAAUGUUAUAGCUAUCAGAAAUUGGUCUGAUUCAAUUUUGCAUGUCGAGGUAUGGGCUAAGGCUAGGCUUUGUAGGAGCACAAGAUGAGGUUUCAUGAAUCGAUACCAUACGAAUGACACUGCUAGGAAAGAAGCAAUGGGAUGUAAAACUAGGACUAUGCGAUGUUGAUUUCAUCCUAUUACUUUUUCCGAUCCUUUAUACAAGGGAAUUUGAGCUGAUUAUAUAUGUAAUCUCAUUACUGAAGUUUCGUUGGGUGAUGAAUUAAAUUUACGUUACAUUUGUUGUUA
Molecule: messenger RNA, 2244 nt
Organism: Punica granatum (pomegranate)
Lineage: Eukaryota; Viridiplantae; Streptophyta; Magnoliopsida; Myrtales; Lythraceae
Source: RefSeq, a predicted model, not a curated record